AGACUGAACGAACUGUCAUCUACAAAGUUUUGUUAGCAAAAUACUUUUUUCCAAUUCUUAUUCCAAAAGGAUCUUGGUCUGAAACUCUGGCAUGAUGGUGGGUUAAAGACUUUCCUUCAAGAAGAUGUUUCUGUUUUUCAUUUUUAUUGAUUUCUUCUGUUUCAUUGGUCAAAUAAUCUAAUCUCUGCUUUCACCUGUGUCAUUCAUCCAGCUCAACCUCGGGUYCGUCUGAUACUCCAAACUUKUUUUUUKUUUGUUUGUUUGUUUUUUUCAGUUCAUUAUUGACCCAGUUGUUCAUCUGGCUGAGGUUUCAGAGGAAAAUGGCCGUCACACCACCRAAAGACAAGUAUUUUGCUGUCUGGAUGAUCUUAUUCAUGCUUGGUCUGGGAACUCUGCUGCCCUGGAACUUUUUCAUGACUGCUACCAAAUACUUUAGAGGUCGUCUGAAAGAUUCCUCUAACACUUCAACAAAUCAGAUGGARGCAGCAAAUCAAGAUCACAGCAUCCUGGAUGCUAAAUUUAACAGUGUGAUGACACUCUGUGCUAUGUUGCCCUUGCUUCUCUGUGCCUGCCUCAGCUCCUUCCUGCAUUCUUUCAUCCCUCAGAGGCUCCGUGUGAUGGGGAGUCUGCUCGUCAUCAUGUUUGUCUUCAUUGUCACGGCUGUUCUUGUCAAAGUUCCUCUUGAGCCGCUGCCAUUUUUUUCUAUAACCAUGGUGAAGAUCAUCAUCAUCAACUCUUUUGGAGCAAUGCUGCAGGGUAGUCUCUUUGGAAUGGCUGGCUGGCUGCCGGCUUCAUACACGACUCCCAUCAUGAGCGGCCAGGGACUCGCUGGAACCUUUGCUGCCUUCGCCAUGAUCUGCGCCAUUGCAAGUGGUUCUGAGCUUGAGGAUGCAGCAUUUGGUUAUUUCAUCACAGCUUGUGUCGUCGUUCUUCUUUCCAUUACGUCCUACAUCCUGCUGCCUAAACUGGAGUUCUUCAGGUUUUACCAAGAAAGAAACCAAAACAAGAGUUUGGAUGAUGAACAGAACACCGUCAAUCUGAUGAAUUCAGGAAGUAAAGAUGCAGAGGUCGAUCAGAAGGAGCAGCACAACAUCUCCAUGAUUACAAUCUUUAAGAAGGAAUGGGUCUUGGCUUUAUCAGUUUGUUUUACCUUCACUGUCACCAUCGGCACGUUUCCUGCCAUCACUGCUGACACCCGGUCCAAGUUCACAGACGGAGGCUCCUGGGAAAUGUACUUCAUCCCAGUCUGCUGCUUCCUACUUUUUAACCUGUGRGACUGGGGUGGGCGGAGCCUAACAGCUGUGUGCAUGUGGCCGAGCAAAGACAGCCUGAUACUUCCUGUGUCCAUCGUUUGUCGGGUGGUCUUCAUCCCGCUCUUUAUGUUGUGUAACGUUCAGCCUCGUCUUCAUCUGCCCAUCUUCUUUCACCACGAUGCCUUCUUCAUUGUCUUUAUGGUCCUGUUUGCCUUCAGUAACGGCUAUCUGGGGAGCCUCUGCAUGUGCUAUGGCCCAAAGAAUGUUCUUCCCCAUGAAGCAGAAACAGCUGGAACCAUCAUGGCUUUCUUCCUGGCUCUGGGUUUGGCUUCAGGAGCUGCUGUGUCCUUCAUUUUCAGAGCCCUGGUCUAACUUCUGUUCAACAUAUUUAUUAAUGAAAACUGUAAGAAUGAAGUGUUUGUUCUGUUCUGUGUGGAUAUCCUCCUCAGUACCUGGAAUAUUCAUCAUUUGACCAAAACAGAUGAUACAGGUUUGACUGCAAGAAACUCUUAUUCUGAAGACUGUUGUAGAAAGCUGCUUUUAUUCUGAAGACUGUUGUAGAAAGCUGCUUUUAUUNUUAUUCUGAAGACUGUUGUAGAAAGCUGCUUUUAUUCUGAAGACUGUUGUAGAAAGCUGCUUUUAUUUUGAAGACUGUUGUAGAAAGCUGCUUUUAUUUUGAAGACUGAUGUAGAAAGCUGCUUUUAUUAUGACGGUACUCUGAGUGUGGUUUUAAAUGGCAGAAUAAAAAUAACUUAGUCGACAGCAGCAACAUGCUGCGGCCUCUGGUUUU
This is a messenger RNA of Austrofundulus limnaeus, 2043 nucleotides long. Its product is annotated as equilibrative nucleoside transporter 1. Gene Ontology annotation, molecular function: nucleoside transmembrane transporter activity. The coding region runs from base 321 to 1625 and encodes 434 amino acids. The transcript is spliced from 12 exons. NCBI's taxonomy places the organism in Eukaryota, Metazoa, Chordata, Actinopteri, Cyprinodontiformes, Rivulidae. Gene Ontology annotation, cellular component: plasma membrane. The record is from RefSeq and is a predicted model, not a curated record. Gene Ontology annotation, biological process: uridine transmembrane transport.